Bubalus bubalis (water buffalo) is the source of this 1123-nucleotide messenger RNA. Its product is annotated as ras-related protein Rab-7a-like. The transcript has a single exon. NCBI's taxonomy places the organism in Eukaryota, Metazoa, Chordata, Mammalia, Artiodactyla, Bovidae. The record is from RefSeq and is a predicted model, not a curated record. Gene Ontology annotation, cellular component: phagocytic vesicle; lysosome; late endosome. Gene Ontology annotation, molecular function: GTP binding; GTPase activity. Bases 148 to 771 code for a protein of 207 amino acids. Gene Ontology annotation, biological process: endosome to lysosome transport; phagosome-lysosome fusion.
GCGGCGUUGGAAGCUUGGAGAGGCCCGGGAGCCCGCAGGAGCCGCAGCUUGGAACUCCCCGAGCGCCGGUCAGCCCCCGUCUCCUCCUCGGCGAAGCCCUCGCGACGCGCCCGGCCCGGAGCCCUGCGGAGCGGCCGCGCUUGAAGGAUGACUUCGAGGAAGAAAGUGCUGCUGAAGGUGAUCAUCCUGGGAGACUCUGGAGACGGGAAGACCUCACUCAUGAACCAGUACGUGAACAAGAAGUUCAGUAACCAGUACAAAGCCACAAUCGGGGCCGACUUCCUGACGAAGGAGGUGAUGGUGGACGACAGGCUAGUGACCAUGCAGAUUUGGGACACGGCGGGACAGGAGCGGUUCCAGUCCCUGGGCGUGGCCUUCUACAGAGGCGCCGACUGCUGCGUCCUGGUGUUUGACGUGACCGCCCCCAACACGUUCAAGACCCUUGACAGCUGGAGAGACGAGUUUCUCAUCCAGGCCAGUCGCCGGGACCCCGAGAACUUCCCCUUUGUCGUGCUGGGAAACAAGAUUGACCUCGAAAACAGACAGGUGGCCACCAAGCGGGCACAGGCCUGGUGCUACAGCAAAAACAACAUUCCCUACUUCGAGACCAGCGCCAAGGAGGCCAUCAACGUGGAGCAGGCCUUCCAGACGAUCGCCCGGAAGGCGCUCAAGCAGGAAAUGGAAGGGGAGCUGUACAACGAGUUCCCCGAGCCCAUCAAACUGGACAAGAACGACCGCACCAAGCCCUCGGCCGAGAGCUGCAGCUGCUGAAGAGGCAGAGAGCAGAGCGCACAGUCCUUCGCGACCGACUUACAGGCCUUCGUCCACGAGCCCCUCCUCCACACAGACAGUCAUCUCUCGCCCAGCUGCCCGGAGAGCCCAGCACACCGCCGACCCCGGCACACGCCCUACAGGCCCCAGCGCCCUCCCCGCGGGCUCCAUGGCAGCAGCACUGCCGGCUGCGCACACCCGCCUGGGGUGGAGUCUGCGCUGGAAGCUUUUCCUUUUGUCCACUGGAGAGAGAACUGUUUACAGUUAAUCUGUGUCUAAUUAGUUCUGAUUUUUUUAACCGUCUUGUGGUCUUUUUACCCACCCUCUCCUGUGAAGGCCACCACGUGGGAAG